AUGUGAAUUUCUAAUAAUUUGUUAUAUCAAUGCGCAAUUAAAAAAAUCUAUAAUGACAAAUCAGCUUUGGCUGAACUCAUUGCAUUGCAGUAAUUAAUUAAGUGUUUAAGGUGCCUAACCCACACUCACUAAAGGGGCAAAGCCAAUAUGGUAAGCAUUUCAGAAUCAAAAGGUCGAAAUAUCCUAAAUAAACUCUGCCACUCUGAUCAGCACUUAUCAACUAGCACGAUGCCGCCACCUUUGCCUGAAUCAGCUCUUGCGCGUGUUCUGCCUCAGGCUCCUCGGUUGUGCUGUAUAGUGAAACUCUGAGUCUUUCUGGGUAUUCAAUAUUAAACCCAUUUAUGUCCCAGAAAUUCUCGAGAAAGAGUUAGACCCCAUAAUUCCAUGAGGAAGAGAAAAUUAACAGAGCUAACUUCUCUCGAACCUAAUGCUAUUUUAUUAAUGCUCUGGCUGAACUUCUAGCAGAUUUAAAUGGGAUUGAUAUAGCUUUGAGAAAGCAAAUGUGCAGUAGAAUCAUCAACUUGACUCUUAAUUCUUGAGUUUCUGAAGCAGAAAGCUGUACAAUUGCAGCCAAUAACUUGAGUGAAAAUCAACUUCCAGCUAAUAUUAAAUAUCUCUCAAGUAAGGCUAACUAA
Messenger RNA from Blepharisma stoltei, 635 nucleotides. NCBI's taxonomy places the organism in Eukaryota, Ciliophora, Heterotrichea, Heterotrichida, Blepharismidae. The record is from the annotation of a GenBank genome assembly.